This is a messenger RNA of Staurois parvus, 245 nucleotides long. NCBI's taxonomy places the organism in Eukaryota, Metazoa, Chordata, Amphibia, Anura, Ranidae. The record is from the annotation of a GenBank genome assembly.
CAGGGGUGGACUGACCAUUUGGAAACUCGGGCACUGCCCGAGGGCCCGGGGUCAGUAGGGGGCCCCAUGAUAUGCCCCUGGUACCUUUUUCAUAGGCUUUUUGGAGUUUGGGCAAGGACACAGGGGCCCCAUGAUCCCCUGUUGCCCGGGGGCCCCAUGAGUUGUCAGUCCGCCCCUGGACCCUAGGUUCACAUCUAUAUAGCUAAUCGCAAAGCAAUGCAAAGUAACUGUUCUGAGUUCUGUCU